Molecule: messenger RNA, 2006 nt
Organism: Zootoca vivipara (common lizard)
Lineage: Eukaryota; Metazoa; Chordata; Lepidosauria; Squamata; Lacertidae
Biological process (GO): epithelial cell differentiation; intermediate filament organization
Cellular component (GO): cytoskeleton
Molecular function (GO): structural molecule activity
Source: RefSeq, a predicted model, not a curated record
UGGCUCUGGAGGGGGGAUAUGCCACGGCAUGCCUGGAGGGUUCGGUGGUGGAUUGGGUGGUGGGCAUAGCUAUGGAGGUGGUGGCAGCUUUGGAGGCGGCAGCUUUGGAGGCGGCUCUGGGGGGUUUGGGUUUGGUGGUGGCGAUGAUGCCGGGUUCCUAUCCAACAACGAGAAGAGCACCAUGCAGAACCUCAACGACCGCCUGGCCUCUUACCUGGACCAGGUGCGGAACCUGGAAGCAGAGAACAACCAGCUGGAGCACUUGAUCAAAGAGUGGCAUCAGAAGCAUGGGCAGAGUGGCACACCGAAAGACUACAGCUCUUACUACGACGAGAUUGACAAGCUCUCCCAUGAGCUGGUUGAUGUGAUGGCCGAGAGUAACAAGAUGCUCCUGGACAUCGAUAACACAAAGAUGGCUGCUAAUGACUUCAAGAUGAAGUAUGAGACGGAGGCUGGUCUUCGCCAAACUGUAGAGGCUGAUCUACAAGGUUUACGUCCCCUUUUGGAUAAGCUGACAUUGGAAAAGUCUGACCUGGAGAUGGAGUAUGAAUCCCUGCGGGAAGAGCUGAGCCAUCUUAAGAAAAACCACAGUGAAGUAAAGAACAGUUUGCAACACCAGUCCGGUGGGGGUGUCACUGUUGAGGUGGAUUCCAAUCCUGGUGAGGAUCUGAAAAAGAGGCUGGAUGAUCUGAGACAUGAAUACGAACAGAUCAUUCAGGAAAACCGCAGAGAGGUGGAACAAUGGUAUGAGGCUAAGAUGGAGGAAUCUCGUCAGCAAGAAAAGUCGAGCGACCAGGAUUUUGGGACCGGUAACAAAGAAGUGAUGGAGCUCAGUCAGCAAUAUCAAACCCUGGAAAUUGAGCUGAAGUCACAGAUCAGUUUACUCCAGUCUCUGCAAAACAACCUGAACGACACAGAAGGGCGGUACAACAUGCAGCUGCAGCAGAUCGUGAGCCUCGUUGAGCCCCUGGAACAUGAGCUGGCCAGUAUUAAGCAUGAGAUCCAGAAUCAAAGCCAGGAGUACCAGACACUCCUUGGCAUCAAGACCCAUCUGGAGGGGGAGAUCAACCAGUACCGUCAACUGCUUGAGGAAGGGAAGCACCUUGCGGCUGAUAUAGGGCAAGGAGGAGGUGGAUCAUCUGGUGGAAGUUCAGGAGGAGGACGAUCAUCUGGUGGAAUGUCAUAUGGAGGAAGUUCUAGAGGAGGAGGAAGUAUAGGACAGCAAUCACCUGGUGGAAUUUCACAAGGAGGAAGUUCUAGAGGAGGAGGAGGAAGUGGAGGACAGCAAUCACCUGGUGGAAUUUCACAAGGAGGAAGUUCUAGAGGAGGAGGAAGUGGAGGCCAGCAAUCACCUGGUGGGAUUUCUCAAGGAGGAAGUUCUAGAGGAGGAGGAAGUGGAGGCCAGCAAUCUCGUGGUGGAAUUUCACAAGGAGGAAGUUCUAGAGGAGGAGGAAGUGGAGGCCAGCAAUCUCCUGGUGGAAUUUCACAAGGAGGAAGUUCUAGAGGAGGAGGAAGUGGAGGCCAGCAAUCACCUGGUGGAAUUUCUCAAGGAGGAAGUUCUAGAGGAGGAGGAAGUGGAGGCCAGCAAUCUCGUGGUGGAAUUUCACAAGGAGGAAGUUCUAGAGGAGGAGGAAGUGGAGGAGGACAAUCACCCGGUGGAAUUUCUCAAGGAGGAAGUUCUCGAGGCGGAAGUGGAGGAGGAGAAAGCAGUGGAGGAGUACAAUCACCAGGUGGAAUUUCACAAGGAGGAAGUUCUGGAGGAAGAGGAGAAGGAAGUGGUGGCCAUUAUCAAUCUUCUCCCUCAUCUGAAAGCAGGCCUUCAUUAUGUCACAGCCAUUCAUCCACCCAAUCCCAGUCUGGCUCUUACGAAGGGCAAGGCUAUUCACCGAAGUACUAAGGCACGACGACAUCUCCCUCUUCCCAAUAAAAGAACGGAUUGAAGCAAGAGCAAAGAGCAAGAAACGAUUCUUCUUCCAUUUGACCGAUACUGCUGAUAGCAUGAAGUC